AUGGAGGUCAAAUUAGAUUUCAAGUCUUUGGUAAAGAAGCUCAGUUUCGUUUCUGUCAAUAAGCGCGGAGGUGGCGGAGGAGGUCACAGCGGUGGUGGAGGUCAUUUUGGCGGAGGAGGAGGCCAUUUUGGCGGAGGAGGAGGUCAUGCUGGCGGAGAAGGAGGUCAUAUAGGCGGAGGAGGAGGUCGCGGCGGCAGAGGAGGUGGUCACGCUCACGCAGGUGGAGGCACUGAUUUUAUUCCGGUGUAUGUAGGUACUCAUCAUCAUCACCAUACUCAUGUUCACAACAAUGGUAGCAACGACGGCGUCCUCCUCAAGCAUUCUGUUCUCCGAUUAGCUUCCAGUGUGUCAGACAACCGUAUAUGA
This is a messenger RNA of Lactuca sativa (garden lettuce), 366 nucleotides long. NCBI's taxonomy places the organism in Eukaryota, Viridiplantae, Streptophyta, Magnoliopsida, Asterales, Asteraceae. The record is from RefSeq and is a predicted model, not a curated record.